AUGACGCACGUUCUCGAACAAGGUGUUCCUCUGGGCCAAACCAUCGUUCCUCAGUCCAACGGGCUACCUCCCGAGGAGGACGAACACUCCGCAAAACUGUCGGCAUGGGCGGAUAAAUAUCGCGGUGCCACUGUUGCAGACCUAGACCUUCCACCUGCGCUGUCCACGUCUCCAAGCACCUCGCUGGCAGAAGCGAUGCUAUCCGCCUCUUCUCACGACUAUUCCCAUCUCACGGUGCUGUCGGAAAACACGCGGUCUCUUUUAGGUUACUUGCCCAUCUCGAAACUCAAGCACCUUUUCGAAUCCAAGCAACUGCAACCCUCAGAUCCCGUCUCGAAAGCCGUGGUGAGAUUCCAGCGCCGGGGAGAGAAAAGAUAUCAGGUCAUCACAAUGGAGACAGAGCUGUGGGAACUCGAAGGUUUUUUCGAGAAUAUCGGGCCGUUGGCGACUGGUGAACUUCAAGAUUUCGCGGUGGUCACCGAUGGAGGCAGGAAGUUCGUGCUCGGCGUCGUUACCAGAAGCGACUUGGAGGAGUUUGUGAAACGAAGACCAGCUUGA
Molecule: messenger RNA, 558 nt
Organism: Capronia epimyces CBS 606.96
Lineage: Eukaryota; Fungi; Ascomycota; Eurotiomycetes; Chaetothyriales; Herpotrichiellaceae
Exons: 1
Coding region: 1-558 (185 amino acids)
Source: RefSeq, a predicted model, not a curated record